AUGGAGGAGAUCCUGCGGAGGCUGCAGAAGGAGGCGUCCGGACACAAGCACAAGGCGCUCCGGGACGCGUGUGUGUGCGCCUGUGAAACGCUGGAGCUACAGAAUGGAACUGGGAAAGUCCCGCCUUCCAAACUGCGGGAGCGCUGUCUGCUGCCGCUACAGAUGGCUCUGGAGUCUAAGAGCUCCAAACUGGGCCAGACCGCACUGACCGGGAUGCAGAAGGUGUUGUGUGACGAGCGGCUGGUAGCAGGUCUGGGUCUGGAGGUGGACAUGUUGGAGAAGCAGCUGCUGGCUCAGAUGCUGGACGCUCUGAGGGUCACUCCUGGUCUGCACGAGGACCUGCAGGUGGAGGUCAUGAAGGUUCUCCUGUGCAUCACCUACUCUCCCAACUUUGACCUGAACGGAGACUCCAUUCUGCGCAUCGCUCAGGUGUGUCUGGAGACGUACGAGGCCAGCGGCCACCAGAGGAGCAUCAACACUGCGGUCAGAGCCACUCUGAGCCAGAUCCUGGGAGACAUGGUGCUGCAGCUUAGGAGCAGACAAGAGGGCGCAGAUGGAGAAGAGGUGACGCCGCCGCUGCACCGGAAAGACGUGUCUCCCACCAGCCUUGCCCUGUGUGAGGACGUGGUCACCGUUCUGACCGUGUUCUGUGAGAAGCUGGAGUCCGUCCACAGUGAAAACCCUCUGCUGCUGCUGCUGUACCUGGAGUGUAUCCUGUCCAUGCUCAGCAGCUGCCCUCCCACAAUGCACCUGUCCAGAGGCUUCACUGACCUCGUAUGGAAGCAGCUGUGCCCCUCCCUCGUGGCCAUCAUGGGAAAUCCUGUCAAUGACAAAACCAUCACGUCUCACCACAGCCACAUGGGGGCGCUGGAGCGGGACAGGGCCACUUUAGGAGUGGGUCUGGAGCUGGACCCUUGCUUGGGGGGCGUGUCGGACCAGGGCAGGGGCUCGGGCUGCUCCUCUAGCGCCCCCUCCAUCACGGCCCCGGUGGUGCGUACCGUGUGCUACAUUGCGGCUGAGCUAGUUCGGCUGGUGAGCUGCGUGGAGUCCAUGAAGCCCGUCCUCCAGUCUCUGUACCACCGCAUCCUCCUCUACCCCCCGCCACAGCACCGCACUGAGGCCAUACGCAUCAUGAAGGAGAUCUUGGGCAGUCCUCAGCGCCUCUUGGAUCUGGCGGGUCCCUGCGUGGCUGAGCCUGACACCAGGAAGAGGUCCUUCUCCAAAAGGAAGUCCCACCUGGACAUGCUCCGUCUGGUGAUGGACGGCAUGAGCGAGGCGUGUCUGAAGGGAGGGGUGGAGGCCUGCUUCUCCUCCGUGUCCUGUGUGUGCGCCCUGCUGGUAGCGCUAGAGGAGCUGUCCCAGGGCAGAGGGCUGCAGCUGGAGCAGGCCCGCCUUCUGCUGCGGCGCCUGGACGACCUGAAGGAGGGAACCGAGUCGACCCGAGAGUCUAUGGAGAUCAACGAGGCAGACUUCCGCUGGCAGAGGCACGUUCUGUCUGCCCAGCCGGCCCCCUGGCCUUCCCAGGUCAGCCCCGAGCCCAGCCCCGACAUCAGCAUCAGCAUCACCACAGAGAGCGGACACACCACACUGGGACUGGAGGAGCAGAGCCCAGGGGCCGAGGAGUGUGGAGAGGAGGUGCGCAUCCCAUCCCCUACAUCCUGCAGCGGUCAGGAGGAGGAGAGCCGCAGGCAAAUGACCCCCAGGGCGGACGCCAGCAGAGGCCUGGAGGAGAGGCCCCCAGGGGGACCAGCUCCACCGGACGUCCUGCAGAGGAGCCAUGGCAUCGUCUACCCAGACAUCACCAACUUCCUGUCAGUCGAGUCCAGAGGGCGCCCCUACCACGGAACAGGCUCAGCGCGCUACAGCGAGAGCAACUUUAGUAUGGAAGAGCAGGAGCUGUCCCGCACAGAGCUGGACUCGUGUGACCAGUAUUCUAUGGCGGCGGAGAAGGACUCUGGACGCUCGGACGUGUCCGACAUGGGCUCGGACAACGUGUCUCUGGCUGACGAAGACGAGCAGACUCCGCGGGACUGUCCCGGACACCGAUCCUUACGCACAGCGGCGCUGAGCCUCAGGCUGCUGCGCCACCAGGAGGCCGACCAGCACAGUGCGCGCCUCUUCCUCCAGUCUCUGCGCGCCCUGCUGCCCCGCCUGCUCGCCCUGCCCACCACCGCCGAGGUGGACACCAGUCUACAGAACUUCUCCUCCACCUUUUGCUCCGGGCUGCAGGCCGGGGGGGUGCAGUCCCCUGGUCUGGACCCUGAGGACCCUCUGAGCUGUCAGUCCCUGAUGAAUGCAGACGGUCUGUACCUAGUGUCGUACUCCGCUCUCCUGCUGAACCUCAGGCUGCUGUGUGCUGACCACUACAGACGCAGAGGCCAGACCGCCCUGCUCAGCCUGAAGGAGUUCAGUGGCCUACUCCAGAGCAGUGGGGUGCUGGUGGUGCUGUCUCAGGCCUGGAUAGAGGAGCUCUAUCAGCAGGUGUUAGAGCACAACCUCCUGGCUGAAGCAGGGUACUACGGCUCCCCAGAGGACCACCGCCCGCCACUCAUCACCAUGCUCAUAGACAUGGACGGCCUGGGCAGCAGCGCGAUUGGAGGUCAGUUGAUCCGGAGGUCGUCUGUCCAGUCGCCUCUGACCUGUGAGAAGAGCAGCAGUGACCUGGUGACUGCAGGCUCGGUGUUUGCACGCUUCCUGCUUAGCGGCGUGUGGAGGAACCUGAUGGAGGUGCUGUCCGCGCCGCUGACCGGGCGCAUGGCGGGCAGCUCCCGGGGGCUGGCCUUCAUCCUGGGCUCCGAGGGACGAGAGGAGAACAGGCACCGGGAGAGAGACGCCAUCUGCCUCAGUCUGGACGGGCUGAGGAAGGCAGCGGGACUCAGCUGUGCUCUGGGAGUGGCUGCCCACUGUGCCUCGGCCCUGGCCCAGAUGGCUGCAGCCUCAUGUGUCCAGGAGGAGCGGGAGGACAAGGAGCAGCUGGAGCCUGGGGACACCAUCACACAAGUGAAGCAGCGUGUGGAGCAGCGACUGGAACAGAUGCGGGCCCCCGGGGUCCGGCUCCACACGGCCCAUGUGCUCUGCAUGGACGCCAUCCUCACUGUGGGGCUGGAGAUGGGCAGCCACAACCACGACUGCUGGCCACACAUCUUCAGAGUGACGGAGUACGUGAGUUCUCUGGAGCGCUCGCACUUCAGCGAUGGCUCCCAGCCCUCGUCCCUCACCACCAUCACCCAGAGCCACCACAGCAGCGUAGAUCAGGGCCUGGAGCUGACCACUGAGCCCAGCACUGACCCCUCUGAGCUGGGUCUGAGUCAGCCGGUCAUCCAGCCUCUGUCCAUUCAGGAGCUGCUGAAGGAGGGAGUCCGGGGGAAGGGUCUGGAGCUGCGAGGGGGCAGUCUGCUGACCGGGAGCAGCGCAGCCAAGGCUGUGUGCACUCUGUCCACUCAGGCUGACCGGCUCUUCGAGGAGGCUUCUAUGCAGCUCAACCUCGUGGCUCUGGUGGGUUUCCUGCAGCAGCUGCGGAAGGCGUCCCAGGCCCAGCUCUUCAGCUCCGUCACUGACACCGGGGACUACUCCUUGGCCAUGCCCGGAGAGGCCAGGGCCACCCAGGAGAGGGCGCUGCACCUGUUCCGUCUGGGGGAGUGCAUGCUCCGGAUCGUCCGGAACAAGAGGCGACCCCUGCUGCACAUGAUGAGGGCGUGGAGCGUGGUUGCCCCCCAUCUGGUGGAGGCUGCCUGCCACAAAGAGAGGCAUGUGUCCCAGCGCUCUGUGUCCUUCAUCCAUGCCGUGCUGACAGAGGUGCUGAGCAGCUGGGCCGAGCUGCCACACUUCCACUUCAACGAGGCUCUGUUCAGACCUUUGGAGCACGUGAUGCAACUGGAGCUGUGCGACGAGGAUGUGCAGGACCAGGUGGUGACCUCCAUCGCGGAGCUGGUGGAGAUGUGUUCUCCUCAGAUCCUCUCGGGCUGGAGGCCUCUGUUCAGCGCUCUGAGGACCGUGCACAGCAGCAAGAGUGACACCAAGGACUACCUUCUGGGGGAGUACUCUAUGGGUAAAUCUCAAGCUCCGGUGUUCGACGUAUUCGAAGCCUUUAUAAACACAGACAACAUCCAGGUGUUCGCCAACGCUGCCACUGACUACAUCAUGUGUCUGAUGAAGUUUGUCAAGGGUCUAGGAGAGGUGGACUACAAGGAGAUCGGGGACUGUGUGAACUCGUCAGCCUUCAGCUCCACUGACCUGUGCCUUCCCGCUCUGGACUAUCUACACAGGUGUUCCCAGCUGUUGUCAAAGAUCUACAAGAUGGCGUCCAAGCCCGUGUUUGUGGGCGCUCGUCUGUCCAGUCUGCCCCUGAGGGGAGGGGCCCGCUCUGUGAGCAGCGACGACGGACUGGACUGUGUGCUGCAGGAGUUUGACGACGACUCAGGUCUGGUUCAGGUCUGGAUCCUGUUGUUGGAGCAGCUGACUGCAGCGGUCUCCACCUGCCCUCGUCAGCACCAGCCCCCAACCCUGGAGCUGCUCUUCACCCUGCUGAGGGAGCUGACCCAUGUGCCAGGCCCAGGGUUCGCCCUCUUUGCCGUCAUCCAGCUGCUCCUCCCCGUCAUGUCGCUAUGGUUACAGCGCAGUCACGGAGACCACGCAUACUGGGACAUGGCGGCUGCAAACUUCAAGCACGCCAUCGGUCUGUGCUGCGAGCUGGUGGUGGAGCACGUUCACAGCUUCAUCCACUCCGGGUACCAUAACGGUGCAAAAAUGCCCAACAAGCUUAAGGGGAGCGUCUCGCGGAGAACAGAACAGCGUGUAGUGGAGGAGGACGCUCUCUCGCAAGGUAGCAAUGCUAGUAGCACUAGCAACAUGGAAGACGAACCAAAGAUAGGAAGUGGUGAUGGUGCCAACUUUGAUCUAAUCUUAAAAGAGCUCCGUGAGUUCAGACGGGAGAACAAGGAGCAGUUCGACAAUAUAAGAGAGGACAUAAACGGCAUCGCCAAGAGGAUGGACGAAGCGGAGGAACAAAUAAUGGAGGCAGAGACUAGCAUACAGGCUUCGGAGGAGAUGCUACUGGAGUUAGCAAAGCUCCAAACCCAAGUUGAAGCUAAGUUGACGGAUCUGGAGGGGCGCUCACGGCGUGAGAACAUCAGGAUUCACGGAGUGGUUGAGGGGGCAGAAGAGGGAGCGACGUCUGUUAUUAACUUUGUUGAGUCAUUAUUAAGGAACGGCCUCGGAAUCCCCCCGACCACCGCAUUUAACAUCGAACGGGCGCACCGUGCCCUGGGAGUAAAGCCACCCGUCGGGGCCCCCCCACGGUCCUUCGUGGUCAAGUUUGCAGGUUAUCGCUUAAAAGAGGACAUUCUCAGGCGAGCAUGGCAAGCGAGAGGCUUUGAUUUUCAAGGCAAGAAGGUUUUUUUGGACAAUGACUAUGCCCCCGAAAUACAAAAAAGGCGCAAGGAGUAUACCGCAGCCAAAGCGGCUCUCAGGGAGAAGAACAUACGCUUCCAGACGCCUUUCCCGGCCAGGCUGAGAGUGCAUUACAGCGAAGGCAUGGUUACGUACAACUCUGCACAGGAGGCGACCGAGGAUAUGGUGAAGAGAGAUAUGGGAUACGAGUCGCUGAUCAACCUGAUGCUGAAGGAGCUGUUCAAGCUGUUGGUGUCGUGUGUGUCGGAGCCAGCGGAGCCCAUCUCCAGAGUGGGCUGCUCCUGUAUCAGAUAUGUGCUGGUGACGGUGGGCCCUGUCUUCACUGAGGAGAUGUGGCGUCUGGCCUGCUGCGCUCUGCAGGACGCCUUCUCCGCCACGCUGGAGCCCGUCAAGAACCUGCUGUCCUGCUUCCACAGUAGUGCAGAUAGCUCCAGUGCAGACGCCUGUGAGGUGAAGGUGGCCGCGCCCUCACACUGCCCCUCCGCUGAGGCCGAGUACUGGAGGAUCAAGGCCAUGGCCCAGCAGGUGUUCAUGCUGGAUUCCCAGUGUUCUCCAAAGACGCCCAGUAACAAGGAAGGCUUUGAGCACGCUCAGUCCUGUGUGCUGAUCAUCGAGGUGCCAGCCGAGCCACCUCUCACCGGCCACGCCCACAAGAGGAUCCCAUUCCGGAGCAUCGUGGUGUCUCUGCUCUCUCAUCAGGUGCUCCUCCAGAACCUGUCGGAUAUCCUCCUGCAGGAGUUUGUGAAGCAGCCUGAGGGUCAGGAGCGUGUGACCCCCGUAACCUCUGACCCCUCCAGUGCCCCUGCCGGCUUCCUGCGAUACAUCUCCAUUCCCAACCUCAACAUUAUCCUGGACCUGCUGCUGGACUCCUACAGGACUGCCCGGGACUUUGACGCGCGCCCCGGCCUGAAGUACCUCUUGAUGAAGGUGUCCGGAGUGUGUGCCGCCGCAAACCUGUACCGCCAGUCCGCCAUGAGCUUCACCCUGUACCUGCAGGCUCUGCUGGGGGCCAUCCUGAGCCAGGCCGACUGCAUCAGUGCGCAUCAGGUUAAGAAGAUCUUGUAUGAGGAAGAGGAAGGCAGCUCAGACUCCUCCCACCCAAACUCCGCCUCCUCUGAGGACGAGGACAUCUUUGAGGAGACGGCUCAGGUGUCCCCUCCUCGCGGCCGGGACAAGCGUGGCCCGUGGCGAGCCCACGAGGCCUCCCUGAGCGUGCAGCCCGUGGGCGUGGCCGACUGGGCGUGGCUGGUGAAGCGGCUGUACAAGCUGUGCAUGGACCUGUGCUCCAGCUACAUCCAGAUGCACCGGGACCUGGAGUGUGCCCUGGAGGAGCGCUCAGGCCUGGGCACGGAGCAGCUCCUCUUCCUACCGCUCUUCCACUCAGGUAGCUCCACCCCCAGCUCUGUCGGGGGGUUCUCUGCCCGUGGGACCCCCUCUGAGGAGUACGGCUACAGGGGCCACACGGGGGACACAAGCACGUCCUCGCCUGGGGAUACGCCCACGCCAAGCCCCGGAUUCAGUGGCAGCCUGCCGCAUCACUUCAGGAGCAGCAGUGAGAGCCGAGAGCCCGGGGCGGGCGUGGGACCCAGCGGGGGGGCGACCGCAGGGCCAGGAGUGGGCUCAAGCGUGGGGCCCGGCCGGAGGAAGGAGUGGUGGGAAAGCGCUGGGAACAAGCUGUACACUAUGGCCACAGACCGCACCCUCAGCAAACUGAUGCUGGAGUACAAAAGGAGGAAGCAGCAGCCGCAGCAGCAGCAGAGCCACCUCAACCUCUUCAUGAAGGAGCAGGGCCGCACAACUGACAAGAGGGGCCCUGCCGAGCCACCCCGGCCCCUGCAGAGACCACAGCACCUCCUGGAGCAGCAGCCCGGGCCCCCCCUCAGACACUCUGUGAGUGCGGGGCCAGAAGUGCUGCGACAAGAUAAGAGGCCCCGCUCUGGCUCCACAGUGAGCUGCCACACCGUGAGCCUGCGGGACGCCGAGGCACAGAUACAGGCCUGGACCAACAUGGUGCUGAGCCUGCUGGAGCAUGUGCUGCUUCUGUCCAGUGCCUCCUUCCUGGCCCUCCAGCCGGCCCUGUUCCCCUGCCUCAGUCAGCUGUCCUGCCACGUGAGUGACCCCCGCGUGAGACAGGCCCUCCGCGAGUGGCUGGACAGGGUGGGCCGGCUCUACCAUAUCACGACUCCGCGCUGCCCUGAAGCCAAGACCGUUGAGUAA
Molecule: messenger RNA, 7626 nt
Organism: Knipowitschia caucasica
Lineage: Eukaryota; Metazoa; Chordata; Actinopteri; Gobiiformes; Gobiidae
Source: the annotation of a GenBank genome assembly